This is a messenger RNA of Xenopus tropicalis (tropical clawed frog), 3083 nucleotides long. RefSeq names its product WD repeat domain 36 (gene wdr36). Gene Ontology annotation, cellular component: small-subunit processome. Gene Ontology annotation, biological process: rRNA processing. Bases 39 to 2729 code for a protein of 896 amino acids. The transcript has 23 exons. The record is from RefSeq and is marked provisional. Lineage: Eukaryota; Metazoa; Chordata; Amphibia; Anura; Pipidae.
GGAUGCUUGGACUGUAAGCUGUCAUCGGUUUCGUUAUAAUGGCAGAAGAAAAUGUGGCCCGGGGGAGCGUUCUAUUUACCGGCUACAGAUCCCUGGGGGUUUAUAGCAACCAUAUCCCACACGUCGUUCGGUAUCACAAGAAACACAAGGAGUUCUACCUGGUUACCUCCGUGGGGAAAAGCUUUUUGACUUACAAUGUAAACAAACUUGGGCAAGUUGCAGUGAGCAAUGCUCUUCCAGAACCAAUCAGCUGCCUUGCUGCAGACAGAAUGUUGGUAUUUGCAGCACACAGUAACCUUCUCAAAGCAUUUGCAAGAAACAAAGAGGUAGUUCAUACCUACCAAGGCCAUGAAGCUGAAAUUCAUCUAGUGCAACCAUUUGGGGAUCAUGUGAUCUCUGUUGACACCAGCAAUGUUCUCAUGAUCUGGGACAUCAAGUCUGAAGAGGAAUAUUUGCAGCUAACCUUUGACAAGACCAACUUUGCCAUCUCUGCCAUAAUGCAUCCGAGCACCUACCUGAAUAAAAUUCUGCUUGGCAGUCAACAAGGGAGCCUUCAGCUGUGGAACAUCAAAUCCAACAAGCUUUUGUAUACAUUCCAAGGAUGGGGCUCUGGAGUGACAGUCCUUCAGCAGGCACCAGCAGUGGAUGUGGUUGCGAUUGGAUUGACCUGUGGCAAAAUUAUUAUACAUAACAUCAAGUUUGAUGAAACAUUAAUGACAUUUCAACAAGACUGGGGUCCAAUCACUUCAUUAUCUUUCCGCACAGAUGGCCAUCCAAUAUUAGCAGCGGGUAGCCCUUUAGGGCACAUAGGUUUGUGGGAUCUGGAGGAAAAAAAGUUGAUGAAUCAGAUGCGAGAAGCACAUUCAACAGCUAUUGCUGGCCUCACAUUUGUGCACGGAGAACCACUACUUAUUACCAAUGCAGCUGAUAAUGCUAUACGGGUGUGGAUAUUUGAUGGGCCUGGAGGCCAGGGACGUUUGUUGAGGUUCCGGAUGGGUCACAGUGCUCCACCAACAUUCAUCAGACAUCAUGGAGCUGAUGGAAAGCAGAUCCUUAGUGCUGGUCAAGAUGGAACUCUACAGUCUUUCUCCACUGUUCAUGAUAGAUACAGUAAGAGCUUAGGACACGGUUCUGUAGAUAAAGCCAAAUCCAAGAAGGUUGGUCUUCGCUGUUUAUCCUUAAGGCUUCCUCCUAUUACUCUCUUUGCAUCAGAGGAGGCGCGGCAAAGUGACUGGGAUGGGAUUGUUGCUUGUCAUCAGCAAUCUCUUUCCUGUACAACUUGGAACUAUGUUAAAUGUACUAUGGGAGCUCACAAGCUGAAACCUCCAGAUCUAAAGAAUAGCAAAACACUUGAGAUUUAUGCAACUGCCUCUGACAUUACAAGCUGUGGUAAUUUUACUGUGAUUGGCCUCUCAAAUGGGAGUGUUGAUGUUUACAACAUUCAGUCUGGGAUUCACAGGGGACAUUAUGGGAAGGAAAAAGCACAUGGUGGCCCUAUAAGGGGUGUGGUUGUCGAUGGUUUAAACCAGGUUACUAUCACAGCUGGAAGUGACAAAUUAAUAAAGUUUUGGAAGUUCAAGACAAAAGAAUUAAUUCAGACUACAAGUCUUAGUGUUCCACCAACUGCAGUCUUGCUACACCGAGAAAGUGCUAUGCUUGCAGUUGCCCUGGAUGAUUUCACCUUAAAUAUUUUUGAUAUCGAAACAAGGAGACUCGUGAGAAGAUUCCAGGGGCACAAUGGAAGAGUUAAUGACAUGACUUUUAGCCCUGAUGGUCGUUGGUUGUUAACUGCAUCCAUGGACUGUACAAUUAAAGUGUGGGAUCUUCCAUCUGGAUGCCUCAUUGAUUGCUUCUUGUUAGAUUCUGCAGUUGUGAGUCUCACUUUAUCACCUACAGGGGAUUUUCUGGCCACAGCUCAUGUGGAUGAUCUUGGCAUAUACUUGUGGUCCAACAAGUCAUUGUUCUCCUUGAUUUCCUUGCGCCCGCUUCCUGCAGAUUUUGAGCCUACUGUCGUCAUGCUUCCUGGCGGUGCUGAUGAAAUGGAGGUUGAAGAAACAGUGGUGGAAGUUGAAAACACAAAUGAAGACAUAAUGGAGUAUGAAUCUCCAGAACAACUGGGAGAGAAGCUGGUGACAUUGUCCUUACUGCCCGAGUCUAGAUGGAAGAAUCUCUUAAACCUUGACAUCAUUAAGCAAAGAAACAAACCUAAAGAGCCUCCUAAAGUGCCUAAAUCUGCUCCCUUUUUUAUUCCAACUCUGCCUGGACUGGUACCACGCUUUGCAUCUGAUGCACAAGGCGAUACAUCACAGUCCAAAAUAGUAAAUCUUGGGGUUCUUGAACAGAAGUCAGCUUUCUUUGUCCAGCUAGAAGAAGCCCUGACUCGUCAAAACUAUAGCGUUCCAUUGAAAACAAUUAAGGAAAUGGGUCCAUCUAGUGUUGACACUGAGCUACGGAACCUGGCUCCUGAGAAUGGAGGUUCAGUAGAGGUGAUGCAAAGUUUCCUAAAAAUGAUCCAAAGCAUGCUUGAUACAAAGAAGGACUUUGAGGUGGCCCAGGCAUAUCUUGCUUUGUUCCUGAAGCUGCAUCUUAAGUUCAUAUCAUCCGAACCCAUCCUUUUGGAGGAGAUCAAUGCAGUACUACCGAGUCUAGAAGAAACGUGGCUUAAUCUGCAGACUUUAUUUAACCAGAGUUUGUGUGUCCUAAAUUAUAUGAAAAGUGCAUUAUUAUGAGGGACAUCUGUUAAGUGGGUGCCUUUUGGAAUUUCAUCUCUUGCCCUGGUUCUACUUCAGUCGAUUAGCAAUACUGCUAAAAAGUAUAGUUCUUACAUGUUUCAGAUUCUGAAAUGUGUGUAUAAAACAUAAGUACAUAAAUUAUGUACGACUUGUACACUGUACACAUCCACAACCAUCUUCUUUCCACACAAGUUUUUAAAAGGAAUGUUGAAGAUGAUGUCACAGUCAUGUGCGAGCUAAAUCAUUACAGCCGUAUUCUAUUAUUUCAUUCAAAUUCUUGUACCGUGCUGGAAAAAAAUGUUAAAAUAUUGUUGCUAAAUUUUACAUAUAUAAACUGUUUUUCAGAUUUUA